This is a messenger RNA of Gryllus bimaculatus (two-spotted cricket), 264 nucleotides long. Lineage: Eukaryota; Metazoa; Arthropoda; Insecta; Orthoptera; Gryllidae. The record is from the annotation of a GenBank genome assembly.
AUGGCCUCCGGGAGACGCUCCUUCGCAGGCGCCCUUUUAGCCAUGGCGCCCGCUCCCUGUACGCUGCAUGGCACCGCCGCCGGCGCGACGCAGUCGUCGCCCCCUUCCUCACGCAUGCGGUCCCCAUACGCGGGGCCAUCCGUGCACGGCACACGUCCGCUCCGACAACUUUCUUAUUUUAUUCUGUGUUGUGACAAGGAAUCGGACUGGAGGGUCGUCAUCCGCAGACGACGCACAAAAGAAGUUGGGAUUUUUGCAGAGACG